This is a messenger RNA of Tremella mesenterica DSM 1558, 2349 nucleotides long. RefSeq lists its product as uncharacterized. The transcript has 9 exons. Gene Ontology annotation, biological process: anaphase-promoting complex-dependent catabolic process; positive regulation of mitotic metaphase/anaphase transition; protein K11-linked ubiquitination. Gene Ontology annotation, cellular component: nuclear periphery; anaphase-promoting complex. Bases 1 to 2349 code for a protein of 782 amino acids. Lineage: Eukaryota; Fungi; Basidiomycota; Tremellomycetes; Tremellales; Tremellaceae. The record is from RefSeq and is a predicted model, not a curated record.
AUGAUGAUAUCAGACACUCAUUCCUUCCUCUCUUUAGCUACCUUGCACCUAUCUAGUAGUAAUGUACUCCACCCAUCAGCAUGUAACCCAGUCAUGGACCUCGUCGUCCUUCUCUCUUCCCCGCCUUCCCCGUCGCCUUUGUCCCUCAAAGGGAAGGAAAAGCAAGUUUCUGUGGAAAAGACCAAAGUGAGCCUGUGGAGAAUGACGGGUAGUAAAGUGUGGGAGGUGCAGACAGAGGGUCGAAUCUUUGGCCUUGUAUGGAGCUUGGACGGAUUGCAUCUUUCCCUCUUGACAGUCCGAGUAGAAGAUUAUUCCACAAAGGUCCAUCAUCUGUCAGUCCAUGAUGGUAGGACUGAGCGGGUGGUACUCAUCGGAUCUCUUCAGGCCUCCGCGGAGGAGAAGGAGGAGCUGGAGGAUGGAAAUAGGUGGUGGGACAUGACAUGGACUUGCGAGGAUGGCAGAUCAGAUUGGCCUGCGGAUAAACCGGGGUCAAGCUUGAUGAUGAUUGGGUCUCUGCCAAGGGUGACUCCUGUUCAACCUCCAAAACCACAAAACGUCUUACCUUUCAUGCUGGUCAAACCUAUCGUUGACCCUUCUACUCUGGGCCCUCAUCAUAAACUUGACACCUUCCCGGCACUCUUACCUUCUCAGACCCCCAUCCCACCUGACAUCCUUCACCUCGUAUCUCCAAAAGGCACAUGUCAAAUCGCCUUACUAACCGGAACUUUCCCCGUACCCUUUGGUUCUUCAUCAGGAAGGUUACUGCUUCUGGCGCGGAUAUCGGAUAAGAUGGCACAACUGCUGGAUGUCGUAUUGAAAGGUGUCGAAGCUGCUGAAGCUUCUUUCAGAGAUGCCGAGAAGCAGACUGUCAUCUGGAGGGAAGAGCUCGAAAUAUGUGGUGAUCAACAAGGAAGUGAACACGGAGCUGCCAUUGGUGACUGGCUCGGCAAUCGGCUCACCGGAAGGACAGUGACGAAGUGGGAGAUGUCCGCUCUCACUGGAUUCAAAGCCAUUGGGAAGGUCAUCUCGGAGAGUAUCACCCCUGCUCUGGAAUACCUCAUCUUGCUCCUUGAAGAGCUCCGAGGAUGGUCUUUACUUCCCUCAUCCGAGAUAGAUAAGACUAGCGUCAUUCGAACUUUGGACGCGGCCAGCGGAAUGACCGUUCUUGUGGAGCGUAUAAGACAGGAGGCGGAGGCGGAGAUGCUGGCUUCGGCGGAUUUUAUCAAGUGGCUGAAGUAUGAGAUCGCCCGGACCACUUCGCACGAUCCCAAUACGGACACCCUCCCUUCAACCACAUAUGACGUCAAAACCGUUUGGUCGUUCCUUACUCAUGGGUUCUUAGGGUCUACUCUUUCCCCCUACUUCCCCCAAGGAGCGACCAAACUUUCCGAUCCUCUACCUGUCGAGGCAUCAACGCAAUCGUCGGUUUCCUCAACCUCUCUGAAGGAUGUGCUCAAAACUACCCUUCAAGGACUCUCUCAUCACCCAGAGGGAUCGGCAGGCAUCUUUGCCUCACCUCCUAUGCCACAAGAAGAGUCAUUCACUUCUUCCCACAUUUUGUCAUCGCCAGAACCAACACCAGCCGAAGCAGAAAUCUCCACUAGGGCGUCUUCACCGGAUUCGAUCGACCCUGAAAACAGACGGCAGGAAGGCGAGGAGGUGAUCGAGCGGGAGAUUGAGUCAGAACCUUGGAUAUGGGCUACAAGUCUCGUUGAGAGGUGUGAGGGAUUGAUAAGAAGCGCUGUAGAGGCUAAAUCUGGUCCUUUAAGAUCCACAAAGAAGUGGCAGGAUCCAGGAGGAAAUGUUUUGCUCACUUUCAGGGUGAUCGGAGAUACGACCUGGAUAUGCCUAGUCCCUCGUCCACGCUCAGUAGUUUGGCUAGUGGCCAUAGCUCCCGAUGGGUCAUGUAGAGCCACCGCCUUCAGGAUGUCCGAUACCGAGCAGAGACUUUCUUGCUUGGCCCUGGAUUUCUUCGACGACACCGAAUUGGUCUUGCUCCUUGCUAACAGAGGCGGCGAGUCACAACGAUACCUCGCUACCAUGGAGUAUCCGGGGUUGGAAGAGUCAUUAGCUCCAGUUCCUCCAGGCCGCACACUUUCCGACCUGGCCAACUUACAUCUGGACCCCACAGCGUUGGCCGUUAUACCAUUGGCAAGGUGUAGACCUCUCGACAUGACGGCCGUGGCAGAAGAGGAAGAGGAGAGACCGGCUUUGGCACUGAAUGGUCGACAGGGUAGAAGAGUCGGUUGCGUGAGUAUGGGCGAUGGGAGGAUUGUACAGGUUUUUGACAUGGACGAGGAUGAAGGUGAGGACGAGGAAGAAGAAGAGGACGCAGAUAUGGAUGAUUGA